Molecule: messenger RNA, 384 nt
Organism: Ectocarpus siliculosus
Lineage: Eukaryota; Phaeophyceae; Ectocarpales; Ectocarpaceae
Source: the annotation of a GenBank genome assembly
AAUCAGCGCUCACAGCACUAUAUUAGUGCCGUUUACUCCAACCCGUGGUCACACAGAAGAGCCCCUCUCUGCCCUCCCCUCCUGCGGUACUUUCCCUUCGAUUUUUAAUGCGAGAAGAGUUCAGCACUCUCUUCCGUCUGUGUACACACGAACUAGCGCUAUCACACUAGGCCAGGAGCGGAAGGGGUGAUCGUGCGGUCCGCCGCCGACAUCGACGACAGCGACUUCGUCCGAGUCAUCUCGAGGGGGGAGAUCGUGGAGGGCACCGGCCAGGUCCAGAUGUUCGACAACGUCGAGAGAGUCCAGGUUGCCGACGGCUGGAUUAGCAUGCGGCUGAGGGAAGAUGACGGCGCUCUUGGCGACGUUUUGCUCGAGAAAAUCUAA